UGUAUUCAUUUGAAUGGUAAGACUGUGAAACGCUAGCAAACCUGCACAGAGAGGAGUUGCGCUUGAGUUUAACCAUUUUGUCACGUUUUGGAUUUACGUACCUGCGGACACCUGAAGACACAUGACAAAAUGAACCGUGUCCCUUAUUAUGGCAGCUGGUGAGCAUGUCUGGCAACGGGAAGUCUUUAAGGUCAACCGGAAUAAACCCAAUGGCUUUCUGUGAUCCUGCCAGCAUCUUUCUGCUGAAAAGAACAUGAAGCAGGUGGAUAUUAUAAAUAAGGAAGAAUUAGAUAAAGAAAGAUUUCAAGUGCAUUACGGAGUGCGCAGUCCCGGCACAGCAAAGCGAUUGUCAUCUUGCAAGAGGAAGGGUUGUCCAUUGGUGGAGGUGGGCUUGAAGCUGCACCGCAAAACAUCAGAUGUAGGCCGUGGCUGUGACCCCGGCAUGGCCAAUAAAGAAAAUGAGCUGACAUGCUCCGAUGAUGUGCGGGGCAUUCACUACAAUGACAACUGCGGGCUCCCUGUGAACUCUGCAGAGGCCUCCAAGAUGGCAGGGGCCAGCUCUAAGUACAGUGAAUUUACUGAGCUAUCAAAGGACCAUGAAGCUAUGACACAUGUCCUUUUUGGAAGGAAUCUACGACUUAAAGUAGCACUAACACUAUGGCGAAGAAAUGCCAGUGAAUUAGUGGCCUACCUAUUAAGAAUUCAAGACAUGGGUGUGCUGCUUGACUGUUUACCUGUCUUAACAAACAAUCUUCAGACUGAAGCACCAUGUUUGUCACUUGGCUGCUGUGUUGACCUCCUGCCCCAAGUGAAAGUGAUUCUUGCCAGUAAAUACGAAGAACACAUCAUGGUGGGUUUACACUGGGUUCAAUCCGUCAUCAAGAAAUGGUGGCCAGAACUUUCAAAGAAUGAGAAAAGACUGCGGGACAGUUGUUCAGAAGACAGGAAUAUUGAAGUCAUGAAGCAGCGGCUGAAGGACUUGUGGAGGGAAGGAGCCCGCUUAUGUUUGGUUCCAGGAUCUACAGGAGAACUGGCAAAGGCCAUAGAGGCUUAUCUAUCACAGCUGCCCUGACAGUUGUCAAUGUAGCACUCUGAGGAUGUGACCACUACUGCCGGAUCAUGGCUGUGUUUCAACCUGAUAAUGAUGCCAGAGAAAUGGACUGGUUCAUUCUGCCACUUAAACUCAAACCUCUUACUGGGACUGAACUUGGUAAUUCAGACCACUCCCUCAGUGAGAGCUGGAGACUCUUAAGGAGGGCUCCGAGAGCCUUUCUGCAAAAAAAAAAACAAAAAAAAAA
Messenger RNA from Seriola dumerili (greater amberjack), 1298 nucleotides. It is a transcript of the gene katnbl1, whose product is annotated as katanin regulatory subunit B1 like 1. Lineage: Eukaryota; Metazoa; Chordata; Actinopteri; Carangiformes; Carangidae. The coding region runs from base 254 to 1072 and encodes 272 amino acids. Gene Ontology annotation, cellular component: nucleolus. Gene Ontology annotation, molecular function: microtubule binding. The transcript has 10 exons. The record is from RefSeq and is a predicted model, not a curated record.